Molecule: messenger RNA, 235 nt
Organism: Racocetra fulgida
Lineage: Eukaryota; Fungi; Glomeromycota; Glomeromycetes; Diversisporales; Gigasporaceae
Source: the annotation of a GenBank genome assembly
AUGGCUAAAAAUAAUAAAUUCAAAUUCGCUCCAGGAGAAACCCCUAAUUCAAUGAGAGCACGCGAACAUAGACUAAAAAUCAAGAAUAAUAAAUCUAAAAAACAAAGUGCAAAGAUUUCAGGAAUGAAAUCAUAUAUGAGCACAUUUCCAGCAUCUCCAACUCAGUCAGGGAAUACUGCAGUUACAGAGUUACCUCGUGAGAAACCUCAAGAGCAUACCGAUAAUAGGCAUUAUG